This is a messenger RNA of Camelina sativa (false flax), 2112 nucleotides long. Its product is annotated as wall-associated receptor kinase-like 9. Gene Ontology annotation, biological process: cell surface receptor signaling pathway; protein phosphorylation. The record is from RefSeq and is a predicted model, not a curated record. Gene Ontology annotation, molecular function: protein serine/threonine kinase activity; polysaccharide binding; ATP binding. Lineage: Eukaryota; Viridiplantae; Streptophyta; Magnoliopsida; Brassicales; Brassicaceae. Gene Ontology annotation, cellular component: plasma membrane.
UUUUCUUGAGCAGUUCACAAACAUAAACAUGAGCUCUAGUAAAAGUUGUUCUCUUUUGAUUCUCUUCUCUAUGCUACUUUUGUUGAUCUUUGAUUCAGCUGCUCUCACUUCUUUGGAAUAUUGUAAAAACUACUGUGGAGAAAUCGAGAUCCCGUACCCAUUUGGAAUCGAAAAGGGUUGCUACCUCGACAAAGGCUACGAGAUUGAAUGCAAAACUGUUUCCGGAGAGGAGAUUCCAUUCCUUUCUGUUAGCAGCAAAGAGGUUGUAGAAAUCUCUCUCCCUAGACAAUAUUAUGAUAUGUCCGUGUCACAUGCGUCACUUCACAUCAAAAGCCCUGUUACUUCCAGCAAUAAACAAGCAUUUGGAUUGCUUUUGAAUUCGACCGGCCAGCGAAAUUCGCAGUGGUUACAUGCUAAACAGUAUGCUUCCUUAGAGGUUGAAUGGUCCUUCCGAACUACGAAUGCUUCACUCAUUACCUCCUUAGGCUGCAGCCAGAAUAAGUUACAGUACACUGGCGAAGUUUUAUCCUCUCAAAAUACAAGCUGCACAUGCCACAAUAAAACUGACUUUGGUAUCAUUUAUGCAAGUUGUUGGUGCACAGAGGGUUAUAGAGGUAAUCCCUACCUCUUGGAUGGAUGCAAAGAUAUCAACGAAUGCAAAGAGUACAAUAGUGAAGGGGAUCCUAUAUACUGUGGGGGAUACCCUUGUGAGAAUUCCAAAGGAGGCCAUCGUUGCCACUACUAUCGUUUUGGUCUAGCUUCGCUUAAUAUAUUCGGGGUACUCCUUAUUGUUGUAGGCGUGUUGAUGUUACUUGGAGGAUGUGUGUGGUUAUACAUGUUUAUUAGAAGGCGAAAGCGCAUCAAUCGCAAAAAGAAUUUCUUCAGACGUAAUGGAGGUCUAUUGUUGCAACAACAGCUAACCUCAACGGAAGACACCGUGGAGAGGACAAAAGUAUUUACUUCGAGGGAGCUGGAGAAAGCUACCGAAAACUUCAGUGAAAACAGAGUUCUUGGACAAGGUGGUCAAGGUACAGUGUACAAGGGUAUGUUAGUCGAUGGUAGCAUUGUGGCAGUAAAAAAAUCUACAGUCGUGGACGAAGACAAGUUAGGAGAAUUCAUAAACGAGGUCGUCAUUCUUUCGCAUAUCAACCACAGAAACAUCGUGAAGCUCUUAGGAUGUUGCCUUGAGACGGAAGUGCCUCUUCUAGUGUACGAGUUUAUUUCCAAUGGGAAUCUUUUCGAGCAUCUCCAUGACGAAUCAUCUGAUUACACGAUGGCCACUUGGGAAGUGCGUUUGCGUAUGGCUAUAGAGAUUGCAGGAGCUCUUUCAUACCUACACUCAGCCGCAUCGGCUCCCAUUUAUCACAGAGACAUCAAAUCUACAAACAUAAUGUUGGACGAGAAAUAUCGAGUUAAGGUGUCCGAUUUUGGUACUUCAAGAACCGUAACUGAGGAUCAUACCCAUCUUACAACACUUGUUUCAGGUACUGCGGGAUAUCUAGAUCCCAAAUAUUUUCAGUCAAGUCAAUUCACUGAUAAGAGUGAUGUCUACAGCUUCGGAGUUGUGUUGGUGGAGCUCAUCACAGGAGAAAAACCAAUUUCUUUCACCCGACCUCAAGAAAACAGAACACUGGCAACUUAUUUCAAUAUUUCAGUGAAGGAAAACAAAGUCGUAGAUAUCAUCGAUGCCCGAAUAAGAGAUGACUGCAAGCUGGAGCAAGUCAUGGCGGUAGCACAAGUUGCAAGAAGGUGUCUGAAUCUGAAGAGGAAAAAACGACCAAGCAUGAGGCAAGUGUCUAUGGAAUUGGAAAUGAUUCGUUCGUCUCCUCGAGACAUGCAACCACUUGUGUAUGUUAGUGAAAACGAGGAAGAUCAGAAAGAGGAAGAAGCCUUGGAAUUGAAAAUACGGGUAGCAUCAGGGAAAAACGUGAAUUUUACCGCACCAGCGUCGCAACACAACGUUGCUGCAUCAUCUUCAUCGUGGUCAGAUGUUGAACCAUUGUUUUCUUGUCAGACACGUAAAACCCCAACCUCGCAGAUGACUGUAUAGUCUCUGCUUUUACGUUCAGUUGUUUUUUGUUUGUUAUAAUUAUUUCUAUAAAUGUUGUCAGG